AGUUCGCAACAAGAUUUCUCAGGGAACGUUCGUCUUAUUUUUUUUUUAAUUUCAGACGAAAUAAAUUGUAUUCCUUACGCAAUUAAAAAAAACAGUGAAAUGGAACGCGCGAAUGGCAUAGAGCCACAAACAAGUGAAACUAGGCGGGAAAAUGACAGCAAAAGUAAUUCAAAAAUGGUGGCCAAUGUGAAGAAAAGUCGAAGUUUUAUGGAAUUGUGUAUAAGUAGUUCUAGCACAGUAAAAAGCUUAGGGAGGAACGAGAGGAGAGUACUUGUUUUGUACACAGGUGGUACUAUAGGGAUGGUGAAAAAUCGAGAAGGAGUUUUAAUACCUCAAAAAGGAGCAUUCGAGAAUCUCAUUAGAGGAUACCCACAACUCCACGAUACCGCUUUUUGGAGGCAGAGGCUCAGCGAAUCUGGCUUCCAGACUUCCUACCUUGUACUACCAGAAACCAAAGAUUUAGAUCUGAGGGUAUUCUACAGAAUAAUAGAAUAUGAAAAUCUCUUGGACUCGUCGAAUAUGACUGAAAAAGAAUGGAUACAAAUAGCUGAAGAUAUUAUGAAUCAUUAUGACCAGUACGAUGGGUUUGUAGUUCUCCAUGGUACUGACACAUUAUCAUAUACGGCGUCGGCGCUGUCGUUUAUGUUUGAGAAUAUUGGCAAAUGUAUAGUACUCACUGGAUCUCAGCUCAUAUCUAAACAAGGGCUGCGACCAAAUGUUUGGGUGUAAUGUAACAAACCAGGAUCAUACAUCUCGAAUAGCUAAUAGAUCUCAUUACACAAUUCAGAUACCAAUAUUUGAGCCUCGGAGCGAUGGAGCUGAUAAUUUUGUGUCAUCCCUACUAAUAGCUGGUGGCUUAAAUAUACCUGAAGUUACUCUUUUCUUUGGUAGCAAAUUGUUCAGAGGGAAUCGGACCCGCAAAAUUUCAGCCAACAAUCUGUUUGCUUUCUCAUCACCUAACUGCGUGCCAUUAGUAGAGGUCGGUAUGGACUUCGAAGUGAACAAGAAGGCUCUGUUCAAGCCUAAGGUGAUAGAGAAGUGUAGGUUGCACGCGAAGAUGUCUAAAAACGUGGGACUCUUGAGAAUAUUUCCGAGCAUUAGUUCGUCGGUGAUCAAAGCUUUCUGUCAGCCGCCUAUUGAAGGGGUGGUAUUAGAAACAUACGGAGCCGGUAACAUACCAUCGAAUAGACAGGACAUAUUUGACGAGAUCUCUGCAGCGGUGCAGAGAGGCGUUAUAGUUGUGAACAUCACCCAGUGUACGACAGGAUCGGUGGUGUCGCCGCUAUAUGAAACUGGUAGGUUGAUAGCUAAAUGUGGCGUAGUGUCAGGAUUUGAUAUGACACCAGAGGCAGCUCUAACGAAGCUCUCCUACGUGUUGUCCAAGUCUGAGCUCUCAUAUCAACAGAAAGUCGAGAUGAUGGGAACCAAUAUUAGAGGAGAGCUGACCUCGACUGCAUCUUUUGCUAUAGAGGACAGUACCCUCAUAGAUGCGUUGGCAAGCAGUCUGAAUAUACAAUCGCCUAAGAAGUUGAUACAGGUGACUGAGAAGGUGUUUAGUGCUCUCCUACUGUACGCAAUAGAGAGGCACGACGAGUUAUCGGUCAAGAAAAUGUUAGAUAUGGGAGCUGAUGUAAACGCUCAGAACUCUGAAGGGAAGACUCCUUUACACGAAGCGAUUUUAAGCGGAAAUAAAUCGAUCGUCGAAUACAUGUUGAAGAAUGGAGCUAAUGUUCAUUUAAAAACAAAAUGCGGGGAACCUCCUCUUCUGACGGCCGUUCACCAGGACGACCCCAGUAUGAUCGAGCUGCUGAUCAAAUGCGGCGCUCAUAUAUCCACCGUGGAGGCCAAGUCGAUAGCGGAGAUGCUCUCGUUAUCAGCUAGAACCGGUGCAGUCAACAAAUUACACCACUUGAAAUUAGCCGGUGCAGAUCUGAACACAUGCGAUGAAUUGAAACAGACCCCCCUGCAUAAGGCGGUGCUGAGCAAUCAUCCUGAGACUGUACGCUAUUUAGUGGAGCACAUGGCGGACAGAAACUUUACAGAUAUUCUAGGUUGUACGCCUCUCGAUUACGCGAAGAAACUCAAUUAUCAUAAUAUAGCAGAGAUACUACAAGAAUAAACGUUACAAUUUC
This is a messenger RNA of Diatraea saccharalis (sugarcane borer), 2132 nucleotides long. The record is from the annotation of a GenBank genome assembly. NCBI's taxonomy places the organism in Eukaryota, Metazoa, Arthropoda, Insecta, Lepidoptera, Crambidae.